ACGUUGUCACUUCUUAAUAACACCGUUUUCGUGAAGCUUAACCAAAGCAUGGAAUGCUUUACUGACUUCCAACAGAUACAUGGAUACCAGAAUAGAGAUAUGAGCGCUCGCAGCUACAGCACUGCGCAGUGUUGGCCGUGGUUCUCGUCUGCUCCGCCCGGGGGAACAUCACAAACAUCACGCUAUAUAUAUGCCAGCCCAGUGUGUGGACCGAGAGCAUGUAGAUACUAGUUCCAUGCUUUGUGUACAGGUGUCCAUAGGCUGGAUGGCGCGUUGAGCGCGAAUUCCAAAGUUUCCACCGGUUCGGGCAGCCUUCAUGGGGUAUAUCAGGUUGUGCUGUAUACCACCUACUAUCCUACCUGCUCAUCCUUUUACAUGCGCCUCUCUUCCGAACCCCCUCGCCCCUGCAGCUUGGCUAUCCCCCAAUCUCGCUCCUCAAUAUGAGGUGGCAAAAGGCAUCUUUUCGGCAGUCCUCGGAGCGUGGAUAUGGGAUGUCCUACUGGCCGUAGGUGACGAUGUGCGGAUGUUCAAGAUGAAAGCGAUCACAUUACCCAAUGUCAUCUACGUAUGUUCUCGCCUUUUAUCUGGUGGUUUCGUCUUGGGUUCUCUCAUAUACGAAGUGACUCCCCACGAAGACUGUGCAUUAGCCUUCAGGAUCUUUGCCUGGCUUGGAUCUCUCGCUAUACCCUGCAACUGCUUUCUGUUCUUCCUCCGAGUGAGGGGUGUAUUUCUUCAUGAUCGUUGGAUCGUUGCCGGAUUUUUUGUCCUCUGGCUCUCGACGCUCGGCUCCUUUGCCGAGCCAUUCGGAUUCCAAUCAGGUCAUAUCGGCCCAACACAAUACUGCCUCAUUGCCGGUGUACACAAAUCCAGUUCGACUGGUUUCAUCACCCUCGCAAUAUUUGAUACUUCAGUGUUCGUGGGCAUAUCUCUCCGGGUGAUCUCGUACAGUAUUGAGGAUACGUGGCGGGGACGCUUGAAAAUGUUUCUCAGAGGGAAGAGUAUGGGAAAUGUCUCUAGAGCCCUGCUGCAAACCGGACAAAUGUAUUACUUAGUUACUGUAUGGGUGAAUCUCACGACAACGAUAAUCCUCCUAACAUCCUUGAUUUCUCCAACAUCCCAAGCAAUGUUGACCAUACCCAAUCUCGCCUUACAAAAUGCAAUGGCCUGCAGGGUAUUCCGGCUCUUGAAGCUUGGUUACAUCCGUGAAGAUGGAUCCACUUCCCCUACGCAACCAAAUGUCAGAACUCUCACUUUUCGCCCACCCCGAGUCCCUAACACGACAUUUGCAUCUACGCAAGAAAGUACUUUGGGACCGAUCGGAGAGGAAACUGAGGACGUAGGGUUGGCUGUGUUAGGCACGAAGCAUCACUCCGUUGAAAUGCCGUCGCAUCCACAUAUUCAAAUCUCGAUCGUCCGAGAGUCAGAUACGACUGUAGACACUGAGAAGGAAAAGAACACCGUUAAUAUGGUGUAGUCAACUAAUUAGCUGGAUCCCCGACUAGUCCACUGCGACUCCUUGCUAGCCACCCAGGUUUUGCAACCUAGUCGUUAUCCUCAGGAGAAUAAUCUAGCAUUUGUACGUCGCAGUUAAGCCACAUGUCAUAGAAUUUCACAUUGGCAGCAUGAAGGACAUUCAACAAUUAAACAAUACGACGUCUGUACUCGGCUCAAUACAGAACUGUAUUAUUAGCC
Somion occarium is the source of this 1692-nucleotide messenger RNA. NCBI's taxonomy places the organism in Eukaryota, Fungi, Basidiomycota, Agaricomycetes, Polyporales, Cerrenaceae. The record is from the annotation of a GenBank genome assembly.